ACAGGGUCAGUAGCUCGCUCCGACGCCGGGACCGCCGCUCAACAUGACCCGUGAUCCACCACGCGGUGCCCCACCGCCCUUCUCUCUGCCCAAAAAUAUCGUAUCUUCGCAGACUCAUCUUUCUCGUGAAACAAGCGCAACUAUCUCCCCACCAGCUGAUAAAGCUGCGUCUGCUCUCAUGAGAGCUAGCGAAGCAUCCCUUUCUGAUCAUGCAGCCGAUAGCCUGAGGCACAACUGUGACAUCAUAGCUGAAAACGGACGAGUCCACGCGACAGAGUGUUCAAGUACAGCACCAGUACUAGUAUCCUCACAUAGUGGAGAGGAUGACCCAAUGACAGUCUUUGUGGGAAGACUACCUCCAACGGUCCCGGACCAUGUAAUCUACACCCUGCUGGAGCAGUGCGGGAAAAUACUUGAAUGGAAGCGAGCUAUGGGUAAAAGUUUCGGCUUCUGCCAAUAUGCGCAGCCGAGCUACGCCAGGCGAUGUCUUGAACUGAUGAAUGGGGUCAAAUUGGACUGCCAACCGGUUCUCGUCAAAUUAGACAACAAGGAGCUUGCGCGCUUGGUCGAGUUAGCUGUCAGCGAACAGGAUGCAGCCCAGGAUAAAAUCACAAAAGAACGAUUAACAAGUAUCAUAGAACAACAACACCUGCGCGUUCAUGUUGGGGAAGGGGAGGUUCGAGCAUCUGCGAAGCGGCAACGGUGUAAACAUGGGGCAGAGGAAGAAGGAGGCUGUGGCAGCGGGUGUGGGUCGAGGGCAGAGCUCUUGACCGGGGGAUGGGACCCUUCAUCGUCCCUCAGCGGUAUGCAAAAAAAUACUGCACAUGACUUGCUCGUUUUAGGCGAGCUGGAUCGUUUUCGAACAACCGAGGCAGAGCGUGGUCGUCUGCAGGAGAAACAUCGAUUACUGGAGCUUCGGCAUCGUGUGGAGGAGCAAGAGCGCUUGGAAAUUCGACAAAAAAAGCGCAGAAAUGAGACAGCAGAAUUUAUUCUAAGAGAGGCAAAGAUGAAGGUCCCGCAUAGUGCAGCAGAAGAGACGCGCGAAAUUAGCAAAAGUAAAGCAAGGGACGGUUGCGAAGAAGCGUCCGGGUGCUGCUGCUUAAAUGACGAAAAGAUUGGCAGCAAUGAUGUGACGGGCGCCAAACUGCUUACAUAUCAUUCUCAUGGGUCGCAGUGCCUUCAAAAAAGAGACUGCCAAAGAACGGUUGAUUUUCCAGGAAUAUUACGGGAAGUCGAUACUUGCGUAAUGCUCGAUGUCGGUGAAAGCAAUAUGAGGACAUCAUAUGACACAAAGCCCCCGGCGGCUGACGAAUUAGGGCCUCUGAAGAAGAAUACAGAGCAAAAGCAGGCAAGGAAUGAUCAGAGAUGGUCUAAAGACGCUUCUUCGAACGCAUCGAGGCAUUGUGGCGCAAACAUACGCAAAUUCAAGCCAUUAUGUGAGCGUCAGAUGCGACUUGUGAGCAAAAUACCGCAGGAUAGAAAAGCCCUUUUAAUGUACCCGGUCGAUUGGGUCGCUGUAGAUAAAAACAGUCUCGUGUCAAGUAAAUUGCGAGCCUGGGUCGCAUCGAAGGUAAUAGAACUUCUCGGGGAAGAGGAGAAUACUCUAAUAGAGUUUAUAUGUUCAAAACUUACAAGCCAUUGUCAUCCCAACAAACUACUUGCCGAGCUACGCUUGGUUUUUGAUGAUGAAGCGGAUGUUUUCAUUGAGAAGCUCUGGAGAAUAUUGAUAUAUUACACGAUCGAGUGCCAAUAAAAAUAGAUAAAAUACCUACAAUGACG
This is a messenger RNA of Nannochloropsis gaditana CCMP526, 1779 nucleotides long. RefSeq names its product RNA-binding protein 25 (gene RBM25). The transcript has a single exon. The record is from RefSeq and is a predicted model, not a curated record. Gene Ontology annotation, biological process: mRNA processing. Bases 44 to 1753 code for a protein of 569 amino acids. Gene Ontology annotation, molecular function: RNA binding.